UGUAUGCGGAGCAAACGAGGAGGGGGAGGAGAAAGGACGCAGGCUGAGCAAUAGUGUGUAUGAGGGGCGGAACUCACCAAAGCCAGACAGUGUUGUCGGCGUACUGCACAGCUGAAGCCUCACUAUACGUCAUUCUUUUCGGGGACAGCAUUAGCGCAGCUGACGGCACUGUCUUGGUUUUUAGCAGGCUAACCAGUGGUGGGGAAUUUGUCUCUCCGCACCGGAACGCCAUUGUGUGCCUGUGGAUCUUCGCUCACUGUCGCCUGGAAAGUGCAGAGUCUGAAGACAAUGUAGCGAAGGAGGGUAUAGUGGACGCAGUGGUUUAGUUUUUAAACAAGCUCUAUUUACCAACGAGUAAUCCCGAUGUUUCACUUAAAACCUCAGGUGGGACUAAAUGUGAUUUAUGUUGGGUAAAGGGGUGAAGCGGAAGCUGGACGAGGAUGAGGACGGUGUGGAAGGCAAAGCGCUGGCGCCGGGCGGGCCGGCGGACGGGCCGUCCAAGGUGUCGUACACGCUCCAGCGGCAGACCAUCUUCAACAUCUCGCUGAUGAAGCUGUACAGCCAGCGGGCGGCGCCCGAGCCCAGCCUGGCCCGGCGCGUGCUGAUCAACAACAUGCUGCACCGCAUCCAGGACGAGCUGAGGCGCGAGGGCGGGGCGCGGCCCAUGCUGUUCCCGCCCUCCGCCCCGCCCGAGGACCCUGUGGACGAGGGCUUCUGUGAGGCCCCGCCCCCGCUGGCCCCGCCCCCGCCCCCGCUCGCCCCCCCGGACUCCUGCCUCACCCCCGCCUCCCUGCUGGAGGACGACGCCUCCUCUUUCUGCACCGCCCCGCCCCCACACAGACCGCCCCCCGCCUCCACAGACGUGGGCCAGAUCGGGGAGCUCUGUCCGCCUGCCGCCGCGAACACUACGACUACCUCCUCCUCCCCCGCCCUGCCGUCCGCACCCCCCUCGCCCCCAGCUGGGUCCGACCCAAAGGACUGCAGCAAGACCUGCAGCCAGAAGUUCGAGGGGCUGGUGUGGCAGCUAGAGGGCCGAUCGGGCGUGGCCACCAAGGCGGAGUCCAGACUGAUGGACUCCCUGCCCCCCAGCGGGCUGGACCUCACCUCCUCCUCUUCCUCCUCGGGGUUCCUCACUGACCUGGCCUUGGACGACAUCCUGUUCGCAGACAUCGACACCUCCAUGUACGACUUUGACCCCUGCACCACGGCGGCCGGGGUCAGCGCCUCCAAAAUGGCCCCCGUGGUGAUGGCGGACGACCUCUUCAAGACCCUGUCCCCCUACGGGGGCACCCCCGCCCCACCCGCCCCCAGCCCACCCUUUAAAAUGGACCUCACCGAGCUGGACCACAUCAUGGAGGUUCUGGUGGGCUCCUGAUCUCAGAAACCACGCAAAAGAACAACUUUUUGUUAUUUCACCUGUGUGUUUUUGUACAGUUUUCUAAGAACUGUUGAAAUGACUAACAGCGGUGACACCUGAUGCUACUACACCAUACUGUGCAUGUGCUGUCCUCCGCUUUCCAAAAAACGAAAAGACAAACUCUUGGCUUCUGGCUAAUUCAGUGCCUUUCAUCUGUCACAUAACCACUUUUUAAAUUCCAGCGCUUUUUUUACUUGUCGUUUUAUUUUUUAUUUUUUUAAAUGUCACUGAAAAAAAAUGCAAUAACCUUUUAAAGACUUGGUUGCCCCCCCCCCCCCCCCCCUUCUCUGAAUGAACUUUUACCAAGCACAAGGGGUGUACAAAGCAAGUCGCAUGUGUGUCUGUUUCAUUCAUCCUCUCAUUUACUCUCAUUGUCAGAAACUUUUGAGAAAAGUAUUAUUAUUAUUAUUAUUAUUAUUAUUAUUAUUGUGGUUGUUGUAGUUUCCUGUUCCUCUUGAUGAACCAGUCGGUUGGUACUGGUUGUAGUAUUCUGAGUGUCCAUUUCAAACUGCUGUACACAUGGAAUUGUAUUUUUCUAUCAAAUCUCUGAAUGGAGAAUAUUGUUUUCUAACAUUGAUGAAAAGCACAUAUUUUGAUAUGACUGUUUCUCAGAGCUCCUAUGUUUAGCUGACCCAAAAAUUGACAAGAAUAUGUAGAACUUUAAUGCAACGUCACCUGACUUACGACUACAGGACACACUCUCCAAAUCUAUAUAAAGCUUUACUGCCUUUGUAAAGCUGUCGGAAUUCAGCAUGAGAGGGACUUUUCAAAGUAUUGGUGAAAGAAAUUCUACUUGUUUACAUCUCUGAACAGAUAUCUUCCUCAGUCUCUAUGCUCCUCAUUCACUCAAUGUGAGAGUACUGAUGAGGGGAAAAAAACUACUCCCAUGCCAUCAGAAUUUUAUUCUAGGGUUUAAAAAUCUCUAUUUUAUUGGGUAUAAUUGGCUGUUUUUUAUUGAUAUUUUAGUUUGAAAAUAAUUGAAGGCUAACUAAUUAGUAACUAACAAUUAUUAGUGGGUUUUCUCUCUGACCUAAUAAAUGCUGUCCAGUAGAUCAGUCAACAGCGGUAAGGAAGGUAACCAAGCAAGCUAAAUUAUGUACGACUCUUCAGUGAAGAGGCGCUAGCAUGCCAUUUCACAGAACAAACACUCAUAAGCGUUGUGUAACAAGCUGCAUAAGUUAUCGCUUUCCAACCACUAAAUGCACCAAACCACGUUCCUUCACAUCUGGGCUAUCAUGGUGUGUACGCCAUAAGAUCUAUGUGCGACAAAUCAUCUCGCCUGCUGCCAAAAUAGCUUUUAGGCAUCGUACAGUUCACGCCUUUUUAACGGUACGCGGGCGCAUUUUGUCGAUUGGGUUGUGGCCCAGUAACGGUGGAACAACAUCGGUUCCGCACAAGUAACUCCCGUAUGAAUUUAUCGUUUUUUGUUUUUUAAUGCGUUACGGUCUGCGCACAGGCAGGGUGGAAAUGCGGUGUAGUUUCUCAGUCGUCUUUAGGAUGGACCUUAGGGGAGAGGAGGCCGGCCCAGACGCUGGGAGCCUCGGGGAGCAGACGGGGAGUGUAGGAGUCAGGAGGAGGCCAGUAGGGAGGUGUAAGUGGCAGCACAGUACUGGGGAGGUCCAUGGAAGAUGUUGAAGGUGACCAGUGAGUUGCAUUCUGCUUUAUAUACACACAUACUAUAUAGCACUCGGGAUAGUACGCAGGUGUCUGUGACAAAGCACUUGAAGCAUGUAAGAUGAUGGCGUCUCAGUCAUGGAGGCUAGGAGUCAGUGGUUGCUCGAUGCCAAUUUUUUGCUUUAUUCCCUUUAUUUGUAUUGAGAAAAAACCCCAAAAAACACACUUCCUGUACCCUGCUCAUUAACAAUGGCAUCCAGCAUUCCCAGAAUGCACUGUCAAAGGGUCUUCUAGGACUGUCUUAAUUUCUGUGGCACGUUCUUGCUUUUCUCAAUGCAAAGAUAAAUGUUGUCAAGUAAACUAGAAGCUUGUCACAGAGAUUACAGUUAUGAACAGAACCCAGGUAUCUAUGGGUUUUUGGUAUCCAAAAGAGACGCAAGAACUUCAACUACAAUGUGCACCAAAAUACACAUCCUGCCAUCUUGGAUUUAAGUCGAUCGCAUGACAGUCCAGUGGGUCGGACAGGUAAUUCGUACCUGAGUGAUGACAUCUACAGUACACAUUUCUACCAAUAGGAUCUUGUCUGUUUUAAAAUGGCGGAGGUCUGGAGAGAGAGGGGCACUCCACACCAUAACUGCUGACUCAUGGCCCUGCCUGGUGACUGCAGUCUGUUCUGUUUGUGACUGGUGGAAUCUGCAGUGACAGAAAGGCUUUUGGGAAAUAAUGUGUGUCCCCCUGACUAAGUUUGUGGGGAGCAGCUCAACAGUGACGAAGAGGGCGAACAACAUGCAAUACUAUUACUAAUUAAUAUGUAAUUAAUAAGUUUAAUGGUUUAAAAUAUUUUGGUUUUGAAGUGAUUGUUCAGUUUAUUUAUUUGUUUCCUGUGUAAAUAUAUUUAUAUUUAUGUGCUAACAUCGGGAUUGUAAUGUGUACAGAAUGUAUGGUAGGAGUGUUUUUCUUCUUUUAGGAAUGUUAUAUUAUCUAUGGAAAUUGGGUGAAAGCCAUGUUUGAGUGCAUUUUUUUUCCCCCCACUGGUGAAUUGGUGUGGUAUCUGUACCGGUCCUUGGUUUAACACCAAUCAGACGGUGACGACGGUGUCUCAUUUCAGUGUGUAUGCGUCAGUUUUGUGUCCUUGGGGAAAGACUGGAGCCACAAUACAACACAAUGCAAUUUAAUACAACUUUGUUCUCGCAAACAUUUGAAACCGAGGUCUGGGAAUGUAAGCUCGCCGUGUGAGACGGCGUUGUCAGCCAUCGAUGCCAAACUGUGCUGAGAUGUUUAAGACGAGGAAAGUGUGCUAGGUUUCUCCUGUACCUUCAUUUUGAGCAGUGAUGUUCUGCUGAUCCCCGCGGACAAGACCAGUGUUUCCCGACCGCUGUGCCUCAGUAUAGAUGGGUGGAUCGAUAGAUAAUCGCAUUUAUAUAUCGCUUUUCUCAGACUCAAAACGCUUUUUCAGUAAUGAGGGGGAAACUCACCUCAACCACCAACAACGUGCAGCACCCACCUGGGUGACACAACGGCAGCCAUUUUGUGACGGUGCUCACCACACGUCAGGAGAGGUCGGGCGUGUUACUCACUUUUGAGAGUGGUACAUUUGGAAGCUGUGCCGCAGAAGGAAAAAGGUUGGGAAACGCUGGUCUAGGCAGCAAAAUGGUUAUAUGCAGUAAAUUUGGGUGCGUGGUUGGGGUUGGGUGUGCGACCGCAUGUGGAUUUUGGUGUUGCUUGAGGGGACUGGGUUUGGGAGAGGUGUGUGUGUGGGGUGUGGGUACUCUUCCAUAAAGCAGGCUGUAUUUUACAUAGACCCUGGAGCUGUGCCUUUUUCUAUGCAAUAUUACCCAGAUAUUUGUCAGUGGAGGCGGGGACGAAAGCAUCAACACUGACUACUGUAUUUGCGUCAACUUACGGACUAUAGUAUCUAUUACAAUGGUCAGGUGUAUAUGAAUUUGA
Conger conger (European conger) is the source of this 4978-nucleotide messenger RNA. RefSeq names its product SERTA domain-containing protein 2-like. Gene Ontology annotation, molecular function: transcription regulator activity. The record is from RefSeq and is a predicted model, not a curated record. Bases 404 to 1375 code for a protein of 323 amino acids. Gene Ontology annotation, cellular component: nucleus. The transcript has 2 exons. Lineage: Eukaryota; Metazoa; Chordata; Actinopteri; Anguilliformes; Congridae.